UAUGGCAAUGCAAUUCCGGGUUAGGCUAAUGACUCUGGUAUUCUUGUAAAACAAAAAAUAAAAGAAAUACAAAGAAAAUACAAAAUCAAUUGUAAGUUACUUACAAUUAAACAAUAAGAGACGUUGGGCAAAUUAUCUACAUUUUGGAGUAAGACAGCACAUAACCAAGAUGACUUCUCAAACGGCAAGUGAUGAUAAUGUUACCGAACAAGAUAUGACUUUUACAAAAGAAUUAAGAGCUGCAACAAAAGAGGUUCAUAAAAUAAGUGACGUUUUAGUUAAUGCAAAAUUUGCCUUUGCCUUAUCUGACGAUGCUGUAUGGUAUGAUGGCCUGCUUAGUUUUUAUGAGAUCUAUAAAUUUUUAGAACGCAAUUUACCCCAAGAGCUAUUGCCAAAAGAAUUGCAUCGCACGCAGUCAUUUGAAAAGGAUUUUGAUUUCUUCUAUGGCGAAAACUGGAGAGAUACCUAUGAAAUACGGCCUGCAGUGCGUAAAUACUUGGACCAUUUGGAAGAAGUGAACAAAAAGGAUAAGCUACUAUUGUUUGCCUAUGCCUAUCAAAUGUAUAUGGCAUUAAUGUCCGGUGGCCAAUUGUUACAGAAGAAACGCAUGAUAGCUCGUAAAUUGUGGCCUGGCUCAAAUGGAGUGACCGAAGAAGAGGAGAAGCAGCCGUUAUCCGAGGAGCCUUCAAAUCCGGAUGAUUUAACAACAAGACCCAUGCCUGUACAAGUGUCAAUUUGUCCCGAAGGUUGCUCAGCAACAUAUUUUACGGAAAAAAUCACUGUCUUAAAAGGGAAAUUGCGUAAAGUUCUUAACGAUAACUAUGGGAAAUUUGAUGAACAGAUGAAAGCUGCUUUUAUAGAGGAAAGCAAAAAUGUUUUUCUCUUCAAUAGUGAUGUAGUGCGUUCCAUAAAGGGGGUCAAUCGUGCAAAUAUACGCAAAUUGGCUAUUGUUGUUGUCUUCUUUGUUAGUAUAUAUUUUGCCAUUAAACUAGCCAGACGUUAAGGAGGAACAAAAUUUAAUCUUUUUUUAAAUUCCCAAAAUUGUUGUGUCUUUAAUUAUUAAGAUAAUUAUGACAAUGACACUUAUUUUAAAAAUUCAUAUAAUAGCAUUGCAUAUACAUUUUAGAAAAUAAAUUAAAAAUAAUUAGACUA
Stomoxys calcitrans (stable fly) is the source of this 1152-nucleotide messenger RNA. RefSeq names its product heme oxygenase 1 (gene Ho). The transcript has 2 exons. Gene Ontology annotation, molecular function: heme oxygenase (decyclizing) activity. Gene Ontology annotation, biological process: heme oxidation. The record is from RefSeq and is a predicted model, not a curated record. NCBI's taxonomy places the organism in Eukaryota, Metazoa, Arthropoda, Insecta, Diptera, Muscidae. The coding region runs from base 170 to 1003 and encodes 277 amino acids.